Phytomonas sp. EM1 is the source of this 1200-nucleotide messenger RNA. Lineage: Eukaryota; Euglenozoa; Kinetoplastea; Trypanosomatida; Trypanosomatidae. The record is from the annotation of a GenBank genome assembly.
AUGGGGUUUCUUAUUCGUCUAUACCACCACUUGGCGGAUCAAGAACGUCUAGAAUGGCUUAUGGGUUUUGCCAUGUACGAUGAACGUGUAUACGAGGUCGUUAAUCAGCAUCACCUUGUGCCUUCGAUUCUUCAAACGCUCCCUUAUUCACUUGCAGCGCAGUUUCUAGCGCGUGGCAUGUGUUAUGACAGCAUUCGUGAAGAAGUCGUCUCCAAUUUUCCUUACUUAUGCAGGAUGCUUUCUUCUUGCAAAACUGUAGCUGAAGGUGCGGCUCUAUCGUCCUUGAUUGGAAAUUGUGGAUUAUUGGAGCAGCAACGAAUGCAGAUACUCUGUCAUGAUGAAGUAUAUCAGCUGAUGAUUCUUUCGGACUCAAUUUUUGCACAGCGUGCUGCUCUCCGUUUGCUCGCAUACGCUUGCUCAGAUGAUUCACUUUCCGAUACCGUAGUCCAGCUGCAAUACCGAUCGGAUAUCCUUAAGCAUAUUAAUAAAGUCUUUGUAUCGACUCCUGACGUUGUCUCGCGCCGACUUUCUCUGCGUUGCUUGGCUCUAAUGGGUGGCUUCAAUGAGAGCCGUGCGGAUGUGAAACAAACUGAGGCUUCAUUAUAUGCGAUUUCACAAGUAGUGCCAGAAUUUAUGGCGUACUUUUUAACGACAUUUGUCUACGUAGGGCUUCGUAUGUGGUUGAGACGCGCAUCAGGUGCCGGGAAGCGAUGGGAAGUCCAUCGACGCGCAUUCUUCUCGUCCAUGUAUUGUGGGUUGCUUGGCGUAUACUGUGGCUCAAUCUUAGAGUACCGCCUGAAUAAGUGUCGUGUCUUAUAUGCGCGUCCCCAAAAACAAUAUAAAAACCCUAGAAAGGACGAGUCAAGUUGCGAUAUUGCAUACACUGAGAAUUCAUAUUUAAAUUUAAAUGAUAUAACACAGCGGGUACGCCAGAUGCAGCUGACUACAUACGGCAUCACAACAAGUUUUCUCCUUGUUUCAUCUCUUCGCCUAACCCAAGUGACUUUUCCUGCAUGGAUGGGUGAUGUGGCGUGGCGCUAUCCCUUCGUACCCCGACUGUUUCCCGCUCUUGUGGGGUUACCUACUGCCUCGCGUUGCCUAGCUCCUUUCGUUGUGGUUCCUUUCACGAUAGUUUACGUGCUCCGGCCUAAUAACUGGGGCACUAGCUUUUAUGAUUAUUAUAUUGGAAUGUGGAUGUAG